Molecule: messenger RNA, 5242 nt
Organism: Mizuhopecten yessoensis (Yesso scallop)
Lineage: Eukaryota; Metazoa; Mollusca; Bivalvia; Pectinida; Pectinidae
Product: neurofilament medium polypeptide-like
Exons: 12
Coding region: 191-4081 (1296 amino acids)
Source: RefSeq, a predicted model, not a curated record
ACAUAAGCGACAGUGUAGUAAUGUUGUUGUGUGCAUACUACCGUGUCGUCUGCUCACAAGUGGUGAGUAGUACACCUUACUGACAGACAGACGACAGUGAGUGUAUAUCUACGAGGGUGGGAGUUUGCCAGGGAUUCAGGAGGCCCCGGAGAGUUAUGUGCUGACCUGUUCGGCUUUCUGACAAGGCAAGAUGUCAAAGUCACGCGAAACUGUUACCGAGAAGAGGACGGUGAUAACGUCUUCCUCCUCCGCCAACUAUGAUGAUGCUGCGGACAAAAAUAUCAGCACUUUCAAGUCCACCAUCUCCCCACGGAACACAGUUUUGGGUCGAACCCCUGGGCUCCCCGGACUGAGGACGUCGGGUAUGGGCGGGGAUUCCGGCACCGUCAUCACCCGUACGGUGGAAUACGGGUACGGCAACAAACACAUGGGUGGAUUGCCGUCCGGUGGAUAUGAACAACGCACAAACACAGGUGUCACCGAAAUGAAGGUUAAUCGUGAGAGGGAGAAGAAAGACAUGCAAGAUUUGAACGAAAGGUUCGCUAGCUAUAUAGAAAAAGUGAGGUUCCUUGAAGCCCAAAACCGUAAACUAGGAUCAGAAUUAGAACAUUUAAAAUCGAAAUGGGGAAAGGAAACGAGUCAGGUGAAACAAAUGUACGAGACCGAGUUAGCUGAAGCAAGGAAGUUAAUAGAUGACCUAACACGAGAAAAAGCCAAUCUAGAAAUCAAGAACAGCAGUCUACAGGAGCAGAUGUCUGAUAUGCAGAGACAACUUGACGAGGCUAGGAAAUACCGUAGUAUUGACCGUGAACAGAUACAGAAACUCAACCAACAGUUAUCGGACUACGAGGGCGAGAUCAACAUGCUAAGACGUACCAUAGAAUCUCUGGAGACAGACAGGCAGAGAGACAGGGACCGUUUCAGCAAGAUACAGACAGAUAUGGACAGAAUGAGGAUGGAUUUGAACAAUGAAACGCUGAAUCAUCUAGAUGCCGAGAACCGUCGCCAGACCCUGGAAGAAGAAAUGGUAUUCCUUAAGAACCUCCACGAACAGGAACUUAAGGAACUUACCGCUCUUGCCUACCGUGACACAACCGAAGAGAACCGCGAGUUCUGGAAGAACGAGUUGUCCUCGGCCAUCCGGGAUAUCCAGAGAGAAUAUGACUCGAAAUCGGACCAGAUCCGUGGUGACAUGGAAGCCUACUACAACCUUAAGGUCCAGGAAUUCCGUACAGGGGCCACCAAACAGAAUAUGGAAGUCACACAUGUUCGCGAAGAAAACAAGAAGCUUACGAAACAAAUGACAGAUCUUAGAGGAAGACUCGCUGAUCUUGAGGCCAGGAACGCACAACUUGAGAAACAAUACCAAGAAAUGCUCCGAGAGUACGAGCAGAUGGAGACUGAUCACACCCUAGAGACCGCCACUCUGAGGGAGGAGAUUACCAAGAUGAGGUCCGAAAUGGAAAGCAUUCUCCAGGAGCUCCAGACCCUCAUGGACGCUAAACUAUCUCUUGAACUUGAGAUCCUUGCCUACAGGAAACUUUUGGAAGGAGAAGAAACAAGGGCGGACAGAUUUCGUAACCUUGUAGGGAUGACUCAGUCUCGAGUUUCAAGUCCAUGGAGAAGAUGUGACACAACCAGCAGUUAUAGCAAAUCUGAUGUAGAUGCUGAAGACAGAACAUCUAUUGACGAUGAAAAGACAGAAAGGGACAUAACCCCGGAAGAUGAAUUAAAAUCUAUUAUAGACGUUAAAGGAGGCACAAUGCCAACAGUGGAUUCGGCCAGUGACAAAGAAGAUGGUGAUGAUGAUAUCAUUGAUGAUGACAAAGCUGAUUCAGCGGUUAAGGAUGAAAUAGUUGAAGAAGUUGUAGUUGAAGAAAAGCAAACCGUAGAAGAGGUCAUCUCAACCGAAACAGCGGCUGCUCCGGUGAGUGAACCAACAGAAGACAACAUCAAUGAUGAUGAUGAUGAUGGAAAAAACGAAGGAAUUGGAUCAGAUGCAAAAGAAGAUGAUGCUGCAAAAGACGUUUAUAAGAUCGAGAAUGAAGAAAAGCUAGGGGAUAAUGACGAAGAUGGGACUGUUGAAGACGUAGAUGAUGACAAAAGGGAUAAUGAUGAUGAUAGAGCCACGAAAGACGAAGCGGGUACCGACGACGUAGAUGCGACUGAUGAUACACAAGAGGUGGCAUAUGAUGGUAAGACAGAGGAAAAAGAAGAAAAAACACAUCCAAUGGAAACAAAAACAACAGAAGUAGGGGAAACUACAGCUGCAACAAUUGACGAAAAGGAUGCUGAGGAGACAGCAGAGGAUUCAGAAAUAAAAACUGAAUCUAAAGACGACGACACAAAAAUAACAAGUAAAGCUGCUAAAGAUGUGAUCGACGACAAGGAUAAUGAAAAAUCAACAGCAAUGGAAACAAAUGAUGACACAGAAAAAGCCGACGCUGAGGACGACGUGGACGACUCGUUGCAUGAAGUAGAUGAGCAGUCUGCAGAAGUGAAGGAAGAUAUAAAGGAUACAGAAAAAUCAAGCGAGAAGACCGCUGAUACAAAUGAUGAUACUGAAGAAGGGGCAGAAGAUGACACGAAGACGGAGGGAACAGAUAAUACAACCGAAGACGAAAAAGACAUCACUAAAGAAAACGAAACAACCGAUGCCCAAGAAGAGGAAACAUGUGAUGUUCCGGAGGAAAGUAAAAGUGCCCAAACAGAGGAAACGGAUGAUACCACGAUAGAAGACAAAACAGAACAUUCCAAGGUAGACGAAAAGACAGAUGACCAAGCUGAUGAUGGUGAUGACAAAUCAACAGACGGAAAAUCAAUUAAAGAAGCGGAGGAUACAGAGAAAGCCAAAGAAGCGACAGCAGAAACAGAUGAUACGGUCGAAUCAGUGAAAGCUGAUAUAAUAGAUGAGACGAAAUCCGCGAAAACACCAGAGGAUAAGGAUAAAGAGGAAAGCGUAACAGAAGAACAUGUAAUCUCGAAAACAGAGGAGACAACAGUAACAGAAGCAGCUGUUUCAAAACAAGAUGGGACUAAAGACGAAGGAUCCGCUGAUGCUACCAAAGACACGCCAGAGGAAAGCGAAACAGCUAAGACACCAGAAGAACCAGAUACAAAAGAGGAAACGAAAGAUGACUCAGUACAAGAUCAUGACACAAAGGAUGAAGGCAAAAAAGACGACGAAGCCAAAACGUCCGUUGCUUCCACGGAAAAUGAAACAGAUGCAGGAGAAUCAAAGACAGAAGACUACAAGGUUGAUGAAAAAGCGAACGAAAUUGAUACUAAAUCUGACGAAGAUAGCGCGGAAAAAACUGAAGUUGCCGAAACAGUUACAGCAGAGAAGGAGGAUAAAUUAGAUAAACAAGAAGAUUCUGAGGAAGCUGUGGCUGACGUCAAACAAAAACGUGAUGAAAGUGAUGAGUUACCGAAAGUAAACGGCGUGCCUGAUGCAACUCAACCAAAGAUAAUUGCCGAUUCUAAAACUGGUGAUGAUGACACUACUGAUAAGGUAGAAACGAUUGAAGAAGAGGCAAAAUCUGAAUCUGAGGAAAAAUCAAAAGAUGAUCCGUCCAAGACAACAAAUGAUGCAGUAAAGACACACGGUGUAAAUGGUGAUGUGGCUGCUGAUACCGACGACAAGGAGACGACAAAUGACGACGAUGCAGACUCCUCCGUAAGUAUGAGGAUGAUGCGCGGAGAGGUGUCUGCUAAGACAACCUACCAGAAAACAUCUACUGGCCCUGUCUCCGUGUCAGAGGUCAGCCCUGAAGGCAAGUUCAUAGUCUUGGAGAACACAUCUUCCGGCAGUAACAAGAGGGAGGUUGACAUGAACAAAUGGAGACUGAAGAGGACCGUUGACGGUCAGCGUGACUAUAUUUACGAAUUUAGAAACUUCAACCUCAAGCCAGGAAAGAGCGUGAAGAUCUUUGCUCGAGGGUCUGCCGGAGAUGCUGGUCUAAAUGAUCUUGUGUUCCGUGACGAAGACACCUGGGGCUAUGGAGCCCAAGUGACAACCUGUCUUUUGAACGAGAAGAAUGAGGAAAAGGCUGCCCACACUCAGAAGACCAAGUACCAGUAAAAUGUCAUCUUGCCAUGCCAUGACGCCAACAACUACUGCAAAUUAUGUAACUACUGUAGUGUGCUUCCCAUGAUAGACUGCUGACUUCUGUUCAAACGUUCUGUUGCGCUGAUGGAUUGACUAACCAAUCGAUGUUCGGAGUUCCGGCUUUCUUUUAAUGAUUGACUACCCACUCGUUCGAUGUUUCGAAAUUCCUCAAACCGUGCGACGCCAUAAUGAUAGAAACAAACAUUUAUGAACAGUUUAAUUAAACGAUUGUCUUUCUAAUUGUAGCAAAACACAUAAACGAUAACUCUAGAUCCUAGAGUGUGACAGCUUGUAAUUUCCUGAUACUAAUCAUUUAAAGAGGAAUGCCUUAUUGUGGCAACAGGUAAAACGUUUACACGACACAAAGGCUUGAAUAACACAUGCGUCAAUUAAAAUCAAAACUACAGCGAUUAUGUUCAUUUUUACUAACCUAAUAUAAUGGAUAUUUGCUAAUUGAAAUCUUGAGUGAUUUGAAACAAAUCUUCGUUGUUUAAGAAGUAGGUCGUUGACACAUACCUUUGCUUAGCUGUAUAUCUUCUUAAGGUAAAAUUGAACGAACGCUGAUCUUGCACGAGAGAUACGAAAAUAUGGCUGUAAACUGUGAUGCAAAUUUGCUGCUUUUUGAGCAUGCCAUUCACUAACAUUAGAUGUGAAGUAAUAUAUGUGAUUUUGGAUAACAUUAUUAUUAAUGUACAUGAUGUCAGUGGUGUACCAAUCGAGUAUUUAUUACAAAUUUUAUCAUUAAUGAAUAUCUGUAAUUUUCAAUUAUGUUUUAAGAAUUACUUUUAAGUAAUAAUUUUAUAAUGUAUUCCUCCUCCCCUCCCUGUACUCGUCUUCCCGAUUAAAUUAAUUGAAUACCUUUUUUUUUUUUUUUUUUUAACUUUUUCACAUUUUUAAAAAAUCAUUAUCAUUAUUCAUUUUUCCAAAAUUAUUUCUUGUACCUUUUUAUUCAGUGAUGUAGCGGAAGUUAACCUAGCAUUCUGUUAGUUCGGGCGUGAAAGUUCAACGUGAAGAUGAGUAUUAUAAGGGAGAUUAUCAACAAAAGCAUUCGAAUGGUUCCACUACCAAGCUAAUUUAAAUAUGCUCGACUUUAUUAUUUAUGCAAUUUUCUUUCAAUAAAUGCUGUAUUUUGUA